Molecule: messenger RNA, 1455 nt
Organism: Lichtheimia ornata
Lineage: Eukaryota; Fungi; Mucoromycota; Mucoromycetes; Mucorales; Lichtheimiaceae
Exons: 7
Coding region: 1-1455 (484 amino acids)
Biological process (GO): peptidyl-serine phosphorylation
Cellular component (GO): cAMP-dependent protein kinase complex; nucleus
Molecular function (GO): ATP binding; cAMP-dependent protein kinase activity
Source: RefSeq, a predicted model, not a curated record
AUGGAUGCCAUCGCCGAGAGUCCACAUGAGGCUGACACUGGCAGUCAAACACCACAACAACCUCUUUCACUACAACAACAGCAACAGCAACAACAACACCAACAACUACAACAACAGCAUGCAUUCUUUCAACAACACCCACAAGAGCAUCAACCAAGACCACCAUCUGUGCAAUUACCGCAUCCUUUAGCUGGCUUCAUCAAUAGCAAUAAGCCUGCAUCAGCACCGCCUAUAGGUGGUAGUGGUCCUCAUCAGCAACCAUUCUUCUUUGGCCCUUCAAGUGCUCGACCCGUCAUGCAACACGAACACCCUGUGCGAUUGCAAGCACCUCCUCAUCCAAUAAAGCGACGUAAUACAGGUGGUAGCACCUCACUACCUCCUAACCAUCCACUGGCAGCUUUAUCGUCACCAUCAGCCAUCCAACAGCAACAAUAUCAGGCAAGCAGACUUCAAUUUUACCACACUCGUACACCUGUCUAUGUCGCCAGCCCUACGUUUACUCUCAAGGAUUUUGAGCUCUUGGAUACGCUUGGCACGGGUACAUUUGGGCGAGUCUAUUUGACAAAGUUUAGGGCGACAUCCAAGUUUUAUGCCAUGAAAGUACUCAAGAAAUCCGAAGUGGUUCGACUCAAACAAGUACAACAUUUGCUUUGGGAAAAACAAAUCCUUGCUUCGGUGCGAUUCCCUUUUAUUGUCGAUCUGUUCUGCACCUUCCAAGAUGAUACCAACUUGUACAUGCUGCUGGAAUAUGUGGUGGGCGGUGAACUAUUUUCGCAUUUACGACGUGCUGGCAGAUUCACCAACGACAUGACACGUUUCUAUGCCUCCGAAAUUGUAUUGGCAAUCGAGUAUCUUCAUUCCAAGAAUAUCAUUUAUCGCGAUUUGAAGCCUGAAAAUCUGCUGAUUGAUCAUCAAGGCCACAUUCGUAUCACUGACUUUGGUUUUGCAAAGAAGAUCACUGAUCGAACAUGGACAUUAUGUGGUACACCCGAAUAUCUUGCACCAGAAAUCAUUCAAAGCAAAGGUCACGGCAAAGCAGCUGACUGGUGGGCAUUGGGUAUCCUGAUUUUCGAAAUGUUGGCAGGAUAUCCACCCUUCUUUGAUGACAACUCUUUUGGAAUUUAUGAAAAGAUUUUAGCGGGUCGUGUUCAAUUCCCAGCACAUUUCGAUGCACUUGCCAAGGAUCUUUUGAAGCGCCUGUUAGUAGGUGAUCUAACCAAGCGUUUGGGUAACCUAAAGGGUGGCUCUGAAGACGUAAAGCGGCACAGAUGGUUCCGUGGAGUAGAUUGGAUUGGUCUUCUGGAUAAGACUGUCAGGGCACCAAUCAUUCCCAAUUACCGACAUCCUGGCGAUACCAGCAACUUUGAGAAAUAUCCAGAGAUCUUUGAGACGGAUCGUAAUGCACCCGCAGGCGAUGAUCCUUACAAGCAUCUUUUCGUCGACUUUACCAUGUGA